UAUAGUAAAAAGAAAGUACAAAAAGCUAGAAGAAAAAACAAAUCAAUGGGUGAUUUUGGAUCCAAUGGACCAUCAAGCAUGAGCAUUCUAAUGUAUCCGUGGUUAGCAUUUGGCCACAUGACUGCUUUUCUUCACCUCUCCAACAAGCUUGCAGAGAAAGGACACAAGAUCGUUUUCUUGCUUCCCAAGAAAGCUCUAAACCAGGUCAAACCUCUUAACCUCUACCCAAAUCUCAUCACUUUCCACACCAUCUCAAUUCCUCAUGUCAAAGGGCUCCCUCCCGGUGCUGAGACCAACUCCGACGUACCCUUUUUCUUGACCCAUUUGCUUGCGGUUGCAAUGAACCAAACCCGGCCCGAGGUAGAGACAAUUCUGCGUACAAACAAACCGGAUUUGGUUUUCUACGAUUCCGCUGAUUGGAUACCUGAAAUCGCUAAACCGGUUGGUGCUAAAACCGUUUGUUUCAAUACCGUGAGCGCUGCGUCAAUUGCACUAACUCUUGUCCCUGCUGCGGAGCGAGAGAUCAUUGAUGGGAAGGAAAUGUCAGCUGAAGAGUUAGCUAAACCGCCUCUAGGUUACCCGUCUUCAAAAGUAGUGUUACUUGCGCACGAAGCAAGAACCCUAAGCUUUGUAUGGAAGAGGCACGAGGGUAUUGGUUCGUUCUUCGAUGGGAAAGUUACGGCCAUGAGAAACUGCGACGCGAUCGCUAUUAGGACUUGCCGUGAGACGGAAGGCAAGUUCUGCGAUUACAUCGGUAACCAAUACAACAAACCGGUUUACCUGACCGGACCGGUACUCCCAGUAGAUGAACUUGAUAAGCCUUCCUUAGAGCCUAGAUGGGCGGAUUGGUUAGAACAAUUCAGUCCUGGUUCUGUUGUGUUCUGCGCUUUCGGUAGCCAACCCGUUGUAGACAAGAUAGAUCAAUUUCAAGAACUCUGUUUAGGGCUUGAAGCAACCGGUUUACCGUUUCUGGUAGCGAUUAAGCCUCCUUCUGGUGUGUCAACGGUGGAGGAAGCGUUACCUGAAGGGUUCCAAGAGAGGGUUCGUGGACGUGGCGUUGUGUAUGGAGGCUGGGUUCAGCAACCUUUGGUGUUGAACCAUCCUUCUGUGGGAUGUUUCGUUAGCCAUUGUGGGUUUGGUUCGAUGUGGGAGUCUUUGAUGAGUGAUUGUCAGAUGGUUUUGGUGCCGCAGCACGGUGAACAGAUACUGAACGCGAGGCUGAUGGCAGGGGAGAUGGAGGUGGCGGUGGAGGUUGAGAGGGGAGAGAAUGGGUGGUUUUCGCGGAGGAGCUUGGAGGAUGCCGUGAAGAGUGUGAUGGGUGGAGGGAGUGAGGUUGGUGAGAAAGUGAGGAAGAACCAUGAGAAAUGGAGAUGUGUUUUGAGUGACUCUGGGUUUGCUGAUGGUUAUAUCAGCAAGUUUGAACAGAACUUAAUUGAUCUUGUGAAGUCAUAAAUGUUCAUUUUAGUCUUUCCACUUAGUUCGGUUUAAUUUGAUUAUGUUUUGAGUUUGAGUCUUGGUUUGAAAUUAUAUUUGUAAAACAUGUUUUAUUUCUUCGCAAUUCUCAUAAAAUUAGCUGAUUAUGGAAUUUCUUCCAGAAGCUAAUAAAUCUAUAUUGUAUUCCCUGUAUGGAAAUUAUUAACAAAUUUAAAUGUC
Messenger RNA from Raphanus sativus (radish), 1653 nucleotides. Its product is annotated as anthocyanidin 3-O-glucoside 2'''-O-xylosyltransferase. Gene Ontology annotation, molecular function: UDP-glycosyltransferase activity. NCBI's taxonomy places the organism in Eukaryota, Viridiplantae, Streptophyta, Magnoliopsida, Brassicales, Brassicaceae. The record is from RefSeq and is a predicted model, not a curated record. Bases 46 to 1452 code for a protein of 468 amino acids. The transcript has a single exon.